AUGAGAGAGAACGCAGAACCAAGAAGAAGACGAGAUAGUGGAAGUAGUAGUAGCUCGGAGAGAGAAUCGAGGAGAAGAGCAAGACAAUCAUCUACUGUCACUCUCAGAAGGGGAUACUCACCGUUUCUAUUCAAAAAGGAUCAACAACAGGAUGCUCAUCACCAUAAUCAUUUGUGGUUUCUCGCAUUGAUCGGUUGUCUUUUAUUGCCAUCACCAUUGGGAGAAAAGGGAUCGACUACAGGAGUUUCUCUCAAAUACACUCCACCAUCACCUGAAGAAAUGUUCUUCUCUCCCGACUACAGCGAUGAGCAUUUCUUCGAUGCAUUCAAAACAACAAGACCGCUUGGAAUUCGUUGGAGAGGCGACGCUGAGUACCUCGCACAGCGCAAUCGUCGACGUGAGGUCACUUUGAUGCCCGUUCUCGUUCAACAGCCACCAAAUAUACAACAUCACAGACAACACUUACCAUCAACAAGCCGAAGUGACAGCGAACCAUCUCUUGAGGAGAUCGAACUUAUCGACGUUCUCUGGAGAAGCGAUUUAAGCGGAAUCUCAGAGAAAGGAACUGUUCUCGAGCAACAAGAAGAAACCGAUCUUGCUGCUCUCACUCACAAGAGUAUCACUGGGGUGAGUUUGAUUUUUUGU
Molecule: messenger RNA, 645 nt
Organism: Mesorhabditis belari
Lineage: Eukaryota; Metazoa; Nematoda; Chromadorea; Rhabditida; Rhabditidae
Source: the annotation of a GenBank genome assembly